Molecule: messenger RNA, 4576 nt
Organism: Misgurnus anguillicaudatus (oriental weatherfish)
Lineage: Eukaryota; Metazoa; Chordata; Actinopteri; Cypriniformes; Cobitidae
Source: RefSeq, a predicted model, not a curated record
CCACGGAAAUCUUUAGUAAAAGGCGAAAGAUUUAUACGAUCUGAGGAAAAACAUGAGUGUACUGCCUUCCUAGUAAAACUGGAGGGUACCACACCAACGACAACACACUUCCUAAAAAUGAUUUAACACUGCAAACAUUUUUGGAAUCUGCUUUUCUGGAUGCACACACUGGCUGGAAAUCACUGCAUUAGAGGUCUCAUCUUUGUGCACAACCUGUGCUUUGUGUGAAUCAGUCUGAAUCAGCUGCAGAGAGAAGCUGCGCACCACAUCAUUGGCAAAUCACAAUUCAGAAGAACAGCAAGGUGGCAUAGUGCGCCUCAAGACUCGUAACAACAGCGUGACAGUACAGCAUCAAACUUAUGUACUUGAGAGUCAAGUGUUUGCCCUCAACUGACCAGAAAGCCAGUGGCGCACCCUGGACCCUAAAAUAACACUGCGCGAAGAUGAUGGACCAAGAAUGAGCUGUCGAUCACAGAAAGUGAUUUACGCCAAGCACUUCGCCACGGUCACCUUCGCGGUUUAGGAGACUCGUGCGCGCGCGCUUGGAAAAGAAUCCUACAGUAACAGCAUCUCCUCCGUAACAUUUACAACCGAGACCAGCAAUAGCUUACCGAGCGCGCCGGAUCACGCAGAUCAAUGAAGAAUGCGCGACUGCACGCACAGUCGAUGAAGCCGGCGGCGGUAUCAUGCGUGUUCUGCCCGAUCCAAGCGCGCAGUCAUUGAGGUUGUUGUUCCUCUUUAUCUUCGUCAUGGAUGUAGCACCGUCACCGGCUCUGACCGCCGGCUGCCCGGACCGCUGCGUGUGCGACGACCAGUUGGUAGUCCAGUGCGCCGGGCAACAGUUAACUGACUUUCCCGUGGAUCUCCCGCUGGCCACCCGGCAGCUCAUCAUCUCCAACAACCGGAUAGGUGACCUGCCGGCGUUGCAGCUGAACUACCUGUCGGAUCUGGUGUACCUGGACUGCAGCAACAACUCGCUGACGGAGAUCACCGAGUCCACUUUUGGCAACUUACGCAAGCUCGCUUACCUGGAUCUGUCGUUCAACACGCUGACGCAAAUCGAGGACCGGACGUUUGGCCCGCUGGCCAGUCUGGUCAUGCUCAGGAUGACGGAUAACCCGGGGCUGUCAGAGAUCCAUCCGGACGCGUUCGCGGAGAACGCGGCGUUGCAGGUGCUGGAUGUCAGCCGCAACAACCUGACGGCACUAAACAUCAGCUCGCUGAUCGCCCUUCCGGCGCUGCGCUCUCUGGGGAUGAGCGGGAACCCCUGGAGAUGCGACUGCGACACUGAAGACCUGUGCCUCUGGAUUCAAAUUGAAGGGUUCAAGUUCCAAGAUGAGGGGCAGACAGUGUGCCAGGGACCUCCGGACAUGCUGGGCCAGCGACUAGCCGAAGUGGGAAUGCAGCUUCGAUCGGAAUGCCACCAGGGCCUGGGUUACUGGGACUACCUGUUCUUCAUCGCCAUCGGUUUCGUCAUUUUCAGCGCUGGAACGGUGUCAGCGUGGGUGAUGGGCGUGCUUAUGGUCCUGUACGAGCGGUACAGCAAGAGGAAGAGUGAGCAGCUAGACAGCGAGGAUGAGGAGAUGGUCAACCGGGGCGGAGGUGGGGGUAACCAUGGCAAUGGGGACCUUAACAAACCAGGCAUGCAGGUGUGACCUGAGGACAGAGGAAUGCUGGAAAACUUUAACAUUACAUGCCAGGAGCAAAGAUUGAGCUGCACCUUCUUAAAGGAUUUGGGAUUUUUAAGUGCACUUUUUUAGAAUGUGUCAACGUAUUGCUUUUAGGUUAAGAUGAGGAGCAGAAGACAAGAAAGACAGAAAGGGACUUGAUUGGGUCAAAGAUCCCAGCCUCUUUCGUUCUGAGGAAUCUGGGGUCUGGCCUUGGUUAAAUGCAUAUUAGUGUGCAUUAGUAUGCAUAUUAGCUCACAAACAAUGCUCUAGUAUUAGUAAAAUACUUAGGCCAGGGUGAUGCAUUAGGCACCUAAGAGAGAAAGUUGCGAAGGUGAAGAAUCAAUAAGGCAAAACGAAAACUUUUUUUUUUUGAAGUGAACAGAAUUAUUUAUCUAAUCCUGUAUACUAUCUCAGUUUUUAUUCAGCUUGGGUAAGACAAUUGGACAAUAUACAGGACAGCCUCUCAAGACUCGUGCAGUGUAUUUUGAGAGAAAGUAUGAUGGAAAAUUCUUCUGAACUGUCUGCACAACUCAACAGUAGGGUAAAAUGCUCUAUGAUGGAUUGAGGACAUUACAUUUCAGGACUCAACAAUAAAGAUUUAUUUUUUUUGGCCAGAUCAGGGCAGUAAUUCAGAUAUUUACUGACCCUGCCAAUAUUUCCAGUGGUCUCACAACAAAUAUUAUAAACAUCCCUUUAGCAACAUAUUUUGGCACAUUUCGACUGCAUGUAUGCAAUUGGCAGAUUCUUUCAUUCUGUUUAAAAGGCACAGAAAGAUAGUAUUGUAAGUAGCUAGAUAGUAUUUUAAAUAAUUUUUGCCGUAAAAUGACCAUGUAAAACAACUGUUUUGUUAAACCCAAAAGGCAUUACAAGUAAUUCUUACAGACCUCGCAAACCUUUUAAAAGUGGUAAUAUAAAAUACCUUUAGGAUCAGUUUCUUCUAGAGGUCUUCACGGAGGACCCGUACGGGUUCGGGUGUAUAUUUGAAAUGGUCAGCCGGUUCCGGAUGGGUCCCAGUUUAAUUACUUCGGGUCUCGGGUCUGUAAUACCCCAGUCGAUCGGAGAAAACCCAGACGACCUUUAUGAAGGAUAUAAAAAUGCUCAAAGAAAAUGAGUAUAAAGAGGGCACCUCUUUUGUUUGGACCUUCUAAAGCAGAUUGUUACGUUUAUUACAUGCAAUGCAUACUUAAGGCAGAGUGCACAAUGUUUGAAAGCCAAUGUUGAUAUUUGAAAUCACCUAAACAUACACGUCCCUACCCCAAUAGAAUCUGGACCUUCUUUUGAUAGACCCGCCCCACACAUACGCAACCCCAGCAAGGAUAUCGGUUAGUAGACACGCCCCUUGCUACUGAUUGGCUACAAGUGUGUUUUGGUAAUCGGCCCGACUCCCUUUUCCAAAGCGUUUUUCAAACAUUGUGCCGCCUUUAAAGUACGGUUCAUAAAAAACAGGCAUGUCGCAUCUAAAGUAUGCAAGGUCAUGUGGAUUAUUUAUUUUUUUUGAUGCAAUCUUCAGUUAUUUUUUUAUUUGUUCUGUCUUUCCGGCUUGGUUCGGGUCCAAAAAAUAGACUGGUCCGUGUUGGUUUUGGGUAGUGAAUUAAUAGCAUUUCUCAGUUCUGCACAGGGGCAGGUUCAACUUUCAAAUAUUAGACAGGUCCGGGUUAGUUUCAUGUAGCACAUUCAUAGGUCUCUGAGCCUGGAAAAACCCAGAUAACUUUCGGCAAAUUUAGAUUUGCUCUGCAAGUAAGUCUGGCAAAGAGCCCAUUCAAGCCCAUUUCUAAUCGGUCGAAAUCGCGGCACCAAUCAGAAACAUGGGGCGCGCUUUAGACGAUGAGGACAGCAAAGUUACGGUGAAGCAGAUUUUGUACAUCACAAAGAUGGAUGCCGCCGUCGAACAUCACUCGUUCGAAUCAGCUAUCGCGUCUGUUUUAAGCGAUUUAAACUUUUUCUUUUUGUUAAAACCCGAGCAAAGAACAACACUUGAAGUCUUCAUAUCUACUCAUCUCCUUCAUCACUGUGAUUGGUUUUAGGUCUAUCCAAUUGGACACAGAGUCAUUUGAGAGACGUCCGUUGGUGACGCCCCUUUGGAAAUUAUUUGUCUAUGAAGCUUUGCCAGACCAUAACUCAGUUACUACUGAGAAUGGUCUGGUUUUAACCAGGCUAUAGGUCUCUUAGAGUUCGGAUACAAAUUUUUGGACCCGUGUCGACCUCUAGUUUGACCUGAUCUAACCCAUACUUUUUAAUAGUUUAUAUGAUUGGUUUAACCUAAUUUAGUUAAGUUGAUUUAGUUUUGUUGUUGUUGUUGUUGUGGUUGUUGUUGUUAUUAUCAUUAUGGUCAUUAAUAUCAUUAUCAUUAUUUUGCUCAAGACAUAAAAACGCAUUUGUUAUGAGAAUUGUGACAGUUCUGUCAACUGGCCAUCUUUAUUGUUGAGCCCUGUAUUGGAUGUGAUAUUAUUGAUCUCAGUAAGCCUGUAUGCACUGCACCGAAAAGCCUUACACACAAGAUGUAACCCGUCCAGCAAUAACACAACUCCAGGUGAUACUGAGAGCAAUAGGGAUGUGUGUGAAUGCGUUAGUGUGUGUGGCUCGCUGCUGCAAAAUCACUGUAUGUGGGAAAGAUUAAAGUAUGUCAGCAUUCUUUAAUUUUGGCAUGGCUUUAAUUUUUUUAUUCAAAUGAAACACGUCACUCAAGGGCAGAGCUAAAGUCACCCCCCUCUCUUCACACUGCACCAUAAACAUGAUCUUCUCCUGUAUUUUAUUCUUUAUUUAACUUCAGAAGAGAAGCGUUCGGGUGUAGUGUGAUUUGAGUUUGCUAAAUCCGACUGUAAUGGGUUGCUUAAGGGAUGAUGCUGGUGGAAUGUGCUGCACUUAAAAAACAUCUAUGCUGCUGUUAUAACUUCAACAAAUAAUAG